AUGGGCCUCCAAGCCCCUUGCAAAGGCCCUUUUAAGGCUCUUGAAGGGUGGGUUUUUUUUGAUGGAUCCCAAAUCCCCUUUACAAAAGGCCCUUUGGAAAGGGUGGUUCUCGAUGUACCAAAAAACAACCACCCACCUUCCCAGCCGCGAGGUCCCUUCAAGGGCGGUUUGGGAAAGAUUGAUGAUUCCCACGGCCGCAGGCCCUUGAAGAUUCCCUUCAAAAAAGGUGUUCGCAGUCAAAGGGCCUUGGAAGGGUGGACAUGGGUGGACUCGGGCCCAGCCACCCAAAACGGGCCUCUGCAAGCAAAAUUUCAGAAUCAUCUGAGCCAUAGCAGUCGCACCUGUCCUUGA
This is a messenger RNA of Symbiodinium natans, 351 nucleotides long. The record is from the annotation of a GenBank genome assembly. NCBI's taxonomy places the organism in Eukaryota, Dinophyceae, Suessiales, Symbiodiniaceae.